AUGGACAUCUUCACGAAACCACCCCGUGACUGGGGCGAUGCAUUCGAGCUGCUGCGCGUCGCCCAGCGCCUGAGACCAAGCACGAUUUGCUUUCAGCACAACUUGCUCCUUGCUUCUCUGGCUACUUCUCGGAGCUGGAAUGUGGCGGCUGCCAUCUGUGCCAGAAUCCGGCGUCAAGGCAAUGCGGACAUGGUGACAUUUAACUCUCUGUUGAGAGCGUGCUGCGCUUCAUGGACUCUGGUCCUUAGCAUCCUGCAGCUGUCGGCCUCCAUGGGGUUGCGCAGCGAUCCCGUCACUCAGAGCACGAUCCUUGGAUCGUGCAGCAUUUCGGCAUGGCGUCACGGAGAGUUGUUGUUGUCCAGUGCAAUCCGUCAGCGACUGCAAAGCAACGUUAUCUGCGAGAGUGCACGUAUUCGAGGCAGCUCCCACUGGAGAAGUGUCUUGACAAUACAUGCGAGAAUGCACAUGGCGUACAUUCAGACCGACCAGAUCAACAUAAACUCCGUGGUCACUUCGUGUGGUGGGGCGUGGCUCCAAGCGCAGAGUUUGCUUUCCAGCACUACCUUGAGAGGGGAUCGGGAGACACACAAUGCUGUUGCACGUGUGUUUGGUAAGGCCACUGUGUGGGAACGGUCUCUCUGUUGUUUGAACCAUGCCCUCUCGAAGUCGUUGCGCUUGGACGCUUACUCUGCUACGUCGCUCCUCACACAGCGCGCCGCCAGUUCCUGCCGAACACAUGUGCUACAGUGGAAAGUGCCUUUGUUGGUAUUCUCUGACUUGGUGCGCUGUGGGCUAGUAUCGAACCUGAUUUCCUGGAGUGCAGCCGUCAGUUUCAGUGAGCCAGCUGGAUGGAGGAGGUGCCUGGACCACUUUCUACAAGGAUGCCAAGCUCGCCAGCUCCGCAACUCGGUUGUCGAGAUCAGUGUUGCGGCCUCUGUGGAAGCGCACUGGCGGCAAGCCCUAAGUUUUUGCAGACAUGCGGUACCGAACGCAGAAACUUGGACUUGCUUGGCUCGAGCGUGCGCACAGUCUGCGUGGAACAUGGCUUUGUUGUUGCAUUCGGCUUUGGCUUGCAAUAGUGCGGAGGUGGACCGAGUCUACUGCAACGCUUUGAUAGCCUCUGCGAGCCCAACAAGUUGGCAACUACGGCUAGCGUUGCUUGAGAUGACGGGCGGUACCGUCACGCGACCUGAUCACCAUGCGUAUGGUUCUUUGACAGCUGGGGCAGAAGCUGGCGAGUGGUGCGAAGCCAUGGAGCUUCUGCAGCUCGCUGCAGGCAGAGGUUUGCUGCUGAAUGCGGUCAUGAUCUCUUCACUUCAGGUGGCCUGCCUGCGCGGCAUGAAUUGGAAGCAACCGAUCGCUAUGAUGAUGCAAGCCCAAGCGGUCAAAGCGGACGAAAACCCUGUAGUAUGUGCGACCGCGAUUGGUGCAUGCGGCAAAUGCGGCAAGUGGAGACAGCAGCUGGCCUUGCUCUCUGACUUGACAUUAGCCCGUCUGCAAACUGAUGAGACGCUGUAUGCCGAUUUUAGUCACUUGGAAACAAGAUCUUGGCGCACUGCACUUGUCGCCGCAAAAAUGUGGCAAGCAAAAUUCCCGAUGGAUGAUUCACUGAGCACAAUUUGUACGGCAUGUUCCACGAGCAGCAGCUGGGAGCUCAUGGUUUUCUUGAUCGAGAAAGCACCUGGUUCGGGCUUUUUCAGAUCCCGUGCUUCCGUGCUGCGGGAAAGCCACAUCAUUCAGAAUCCCCGCGUGCUCCUUCACAUGCUCGACAGAGCAUGUGAAGAGUGCUUGGCGUUGUUUCGAAAGAUUGGGAAUGAGUUUUCCCAAUUAUCUGGCGGAGGUUGGAGCUCCGUAGUGAUUGUCAGAAAGGCUGACGACACAAUGAGUAGUCAGCGCAACCAGAAAGCAGACCGCCGCAGACGAAGCGGAGGAGCAGGAGAGAUGCUUCAAAACCCUGUGCGAAGCUACAACGAGGCAAUUUCGUCUUCUAUGUUUCAGCUCUUGUCGGAAGCCCCUCGUUGGAGCCCUAUUGGUCAACUUGUUUCAGAUAUUGCAGCUUACUUCAUGUUUGAGGAACUGACCGGACUAGGUGUUUCAGUAGUGGGCGGUUGGACAGACAAGGUAGGCGGUCUACAGCUGGUUCGGGAUGUGAUACUUAGAUUGACUUACGUUUUGGAGGUGCAACCCCAAGCUUGGACGACCAAUGCCUGGAGCUUAGCCCUGCAGAGAGUCGUGGCAGUCGAGUUGGCGUCACUAGUGGAUCUGUCCAAGGUUCAGCCCGGCUCCAUCUUCUGCUGCUCCGACACCGACUUUGAGCGGUACCGGGCAAUCCCACCUUCUCAGGUGCGAAAGGUUUUUGUGGGUGGCAUCCCGCAAGAUUUCACGCAAGAUGAUUUAUGCGAACUGUUCAGCCAGUUCGGGGCGGUGACGAAGGCUUGGCUGCAGCGUCACCGCCAAAAUGACAACGACUUUGGACAUGCAUCUGCGCAGCGUUCGCCCAGCCAUCGCGGCUUUGGAUUCGUCAUAUUCCAAGAUGCCAGCAUGGUCGAUGAACUUCUUGGUGCAGAAUCUUCUUGCUACUUGGAAAUCAAGGACGGGCGGCGAAUUGAGGUGAAGCGUGCCAAAAGCAGCAACGACAUCAUCGGAGAGAGGCAGGCGCCGCAUCCAGAAGCGUCGAAGCAGGCUUGGAGCCUGCAGCAGACCAGGAAUGACCAACAACAUGGGUCCCAGCCGCAACCGGUGCAACGGCCAGUUCAGAGUUCCCAAUUCGUCCCAUGUGCAAGCUUGACCUGUGGCACAGUUCCAGCUGGCGGCUGGUCGCCCAUGGUUUGGACGGGCUCUGUGGCAACAGGCACGGUACCGCCGGCCUGGGGAGGGAACAACCAGGCUGUGCCUGUCGACACUGUGCAGAGCUCACGCAACUCACAAGCAUGGCCGCAGCGCGCAGAGCCUGCACCGACAGUGCGAAAUGCUCCCGCUGCACCGCAAAUGAUUUGCCAACAGGUGCCACCGUUCUCGUUUCCACAUUGGGCGGGCGGUGCGCAGUCGGAGGAAGAGAAGCAGAAACUGGUGCAGCUGCUGCAAGCUGCUGCGCCAGCGUAUUACGCGGAUUGA
Messenger RNA from Symbiodinium necroappetens, 3114 nucleotides. NCBI's taxonomy places the organism in Eukaryota, Dinophyceae, Suessiales, Symbiodiniaceae. The record is from the annotation of a GenBank genome assembly.